Molecule: messenger RNA, 840 nt
Organism: Rhinocladiella mackenziei CBS 650.93
Lineage: Eukaryota; Fungi; Ascomycota; Eurotiomycetes; Chaetothyriales; Herpotrichiellaceae
Exons: 1
Coding region: 1-840 (279 amino acids)
Source: RefSeq, a predicted model, not a curated record
AUGUCCAAUCCAUCUCAACUCCUCCUCCUCGCCGACCACAUCAAACUCUCCCUCCUCGAACGCCAGCGCGCCGUCUCAUUAAACCUCGACCCCAAUCCCGCCCAAGACUCCAACAUUGCCCGCUCCCUCGAAUCAUUCCGAGAGGGCAUCGAUUCCCUCUCCUCUCGCACGUCCGACACCGAAUCCCUCGACCAACUUCGUUCCCAAUACAACGACCUCUCAAAACAAUUCCAUGGUGAAAACUCCUCUACGACCGCCACCACACUCUCCUCACCCAACGACCCGGCGCUGACAGAAGAUUUCAAGCGGGCGCAAAGCCGUAAAUCGGGUGAUGCAGCAGAUACAAAACAGCGUGUCUCGAAUUUACGCAAGCAAGAUUCGCAAACUGCUACCAAAAAUGUUCGAUUCCGGGACAACUCUUCGCAGGAAUCAUUGGAUGCGCAGGACGAAGCCAAUCGCGCCGCCCUCUUCCCAGCCCGAUACACAGAUGAAGAAGACCCCAAUCGUGCUCAGACGCCCGAUCCGACGGAGAAUAUGACCAACACGCAAAUCCAUGCGUACCAUCAACAAGUAAUCGCCGAACAGGACGAGCAGCUCGAUCACCUAGGCGAGUCAAUUGGGCGUCAGCGCCAUCUUGCCAUGCAAGUGGGAGACGAGCUUGAAGGACAGAUUGCGCUAUUAGACGAGGUGGAUCGUGGCGCGGACAGACAUCAAGGCCGGCUGGAUGGGGCGAAGAGGCGGCUGAAGGGUGUCGGGGAGCGUGCCAAGCAGAAUUGGGGCAUGACGACGAUUAUUGUCUUGAUUGUUAUAUUGGUUUUGCUGAUUGUGUUGUUGAAGUAA